Molecule: messenger RNA, 3866 nt
Organism: Oncorhynchus mykiss (rainbow trout)
Lineage: Eukaryota; Metazoa; Chordata; Actinopteri; Salmoniformes; Salmonidae
Product: cadherin-22
Biological process (GO): multicellular organism development; adherens junction organization; homophilic cell-cell adhesion
Cellular component (GO): plasma membrane; catenin complex; adherens junction
Molecular function (GO): calcium ion binding; beta-catenin binding; cadherin binding
Source: RefSeq, a predicted model, not a curated record
GGCAGAGAAGAGAGCGCUUCAGACUGUCCGCGCUGCUCCUGCUAGGACUGCUCCUCAUAGGGGAUCAUAUAUUUUCGAAAAACACAAGUCGGAUAAAAAGGAACAGUCUCUCCCAACUUGCUACCCGAGUCUGCUUUGACAUUUUCACACGUAAAAAGGGCUGCGGGGAGAUGGAGAGUGAAAUUAGGGGUGACAUGAAGAGGACCGGAAGACCUGAAGAGUAUAAUUUUCUGUAAAGAAACCAGCAAGGUUUUGCCAUUUCCUUCAGCACUUUAUGGGGACCCUCUCUAUGCCUGAAUCAUCGAGAAGAAUUCUGGAAUGGAAUAAUAUCUAAGCCAAUGGAGUCCCAUGAAGGAUACUGUUCCCUAAUACUGCAAUGUAGUGAAAAGAGACGGUCGCUGGACGCUUGUAAUCUGUGGAUCUGAGGACUCAAGUGUUCGAAUGACCUGCAUUUCUUUGAAAUCCAUUUUAAUUUGAAAGUACAAAAUAAAGAUAUUUUGAAAGAUAAUAGCUACGUAUUUUAGUGUCAAUCAGCUCCAAUAGUUUGGAGUUAGUGAUGAGAUACCCAAGGUUUUUAGUAAGAUUUUAACCUUGUUUUACCAGUUGCAUCCCAAAUUGACCUUGAUAAUGAUACCAAGGCCAUUUCAAUGGUUAUAGGUCCCACGAUCUUCUACUCAAAGGAGCUUGUCCAUUGCAGGAUUUCCCAAGUGAUGUGUUUGAAUUUUUACAAAAAAAUACCAUGUAUGGAUUGAAAUUGUCAAUUUGAAUUCUCAGGGAGUUUUGUAUCAAUAUCAGGCCCACUCCCUUCAACGCCAUACUUGUUUUAGAGAUUGUGGUGCUGCCGUCAACGACGUGAAACUGUGCUACCCAUAAAGCAUAUGGGAAAGCUAGUCUUGGAAAUCUCGAAUGGAGUUUUCCCUUGUACAGUAACAAAAGACAUCUCUGUUACCAGAAUGGAUUUGAUACCAGUGUAGACAGACAGUGGAGAUAAGUCUGGAAAAACUCAAUGGCGAAGAUCACACGGGAAAGAUAAGUCUGUUUCAAAAUGAUUUGUCAAGUUUCUUCUGCAAAGAGAAAAAACAUUCUGCAGUCUUUCUAAAUUCCCCGAAUCAUGGCGUGCCAUGACAUGCCCUGCAUCCUGAGACGGAACUAUUUAAGACAAUUGAAUACUCAAGAAUCUUGUGAAUUAAUCCAAGAGCCCUAGAACAGAAAUCUUGGUUGUCCUUGGUGUGUUUGUUCUUCAACAUUGCUGGCUUGAGGACUCUUUUCACCUCUUCUGUAAUCUCCGUCGUAUGUAGAGCCAAUCAGGAUUUUCCAAAAUGGCUACCUGUUGGAGACUGGGAGCUUGUAGCCUGUUGGUGGCCCUUUGGCUUUUGCAUUGCUGUAGUUGUGGAUGGUCAGAGACCACAAGGACUAAUGGCGUGGCCAAGGGUGAAACGAAGGAGCAGGAGCUCAUGUCCCAUGAACGAGUGAAGAGAGGAUGGGUGUGGAACCAGUUCUUUGUGGUGGAGGAGUACACAGGCACAGAACCACUCUACGUUGGAAAGAUCCACACAGAUUCGGACGAGGGCGAGGGGAACAUCAAGUACACCAUCUCCGGGGAAGGGGCGGGCACGAUCUUCAUCAUCGACGAGCUGACGGGCGACAUCCACGCCACCGAGCGAUUAGACCGCGAGGAGCAGAGCUACUACACCCUCAGAGCUCAGGCCCGGGACCGGCUCACCAACCACCUGCUGGAAUCCGAGUCAGAGUUUGUCAUCAAAGUCCAGGAUAUCAACGACAGUGAACCCAAGUUCCUGGAAGGGCCCUAUAUCGGGAGUGUGGGAGAGCUUUCACAAAUAGGAACAUCGGUGAUGAAGGUCACUGCGUCGGAUGCAGAUGAUCCUACAUACGGGAGCAGUGCCAGGGUUGUGUACAGCGUGCUGGACGGAGAGAGGUUCUUCACAGUGGACAGACAGACAGGACUGAUUCGGACGGCCGUGGCAGAUCUGGACCGGGAGAAGCAGGAUCGCUAUGAGCUGGUCGUCAAGGCAACUGACAUGGCAGGCCAAAUGGGCGGUCUCUCCGGCUCCACCACAGUGACCAUAGUUAUCACAGAUGUUAAUGACAACCCACCACGCUUUCCGCAGAAGAUGUACCAGUUUUCAAUGUCUGAGGGGGCAGCCGUGGGGACGCCGGUGGGGAGGGUGAUCGCCACGGACGCAGACAUGGGGGAGAACACAGACAUGAGCUACCUGAUCAAAGAUGAGGAGGGCGGGGAACUCUUCAAAGUCACCACCGACAGUGACACGCAAGAGGCCAUCAUCACCAUCAAAAAGGCAUUGGACUUUGAGAGCAAGCGCACACACAACGUGGUGGUGGAGGCUGUCAACAAGCACGUAGACCCCCGCUUUUCGGAGCUGGGUUCUUUUCGGGACCAGACCAUCGUGCGGGUCAGUGUAAACGACAUUGAUGAGCCGCCUGUCUUCCACCCUGCUGAGGGAACCAUCUUGGAGGUCCAGGAGGAUGCUAGGCUAGGGGCGGUGGUGGGCACUGUGACUGCCAAGGACCCGGACAUGGAGAACGCACCUGUCAGGUACUCUAUUGACCAGAGUACGGACCAGGAGCAGAUCUUCCACAUUGAUCCAGUUUCGGGUGCCAUCACGCUGGGCAAUAUUCUGGACCGAGAGACGGCUGGCUGGCACAACAUUACUGUGAUGGCAGUGGAAGCAGAUAAUGUAUCCCAGAUAUCCCAUUCGUCAGUGAGUAUUCGUAUCCUGGAUGUGAAUGACAACCCUCCUGAACUGGCCACGCCCUAUGAGGCAUCUAUCUGUGAGGAUGCCAAGCCGGGUCAGUGUCAUGGAAUUGCUGGCCUUACUGACUAGUGCUUCUGCAAUCCCGGCUACAGCAUCUGAUAGGGGGUCACUGUCCGACAUCCCUGCCUGCACUGUGGGAUAAACAAACUGCUUUUAUUUGAGACAGAUGUCUCCCACUACAUAUCAUAUGUCUACAAUUCAUCUUUUGUCAUUCCUUAUCAUUGUAGGCUAAUUAAUACUGUAUGUAUUUACCUUGAUCAUUAUCCACACCAUCACCAUAUCCGUGGGUGUCGGUGGUGGAGAGGGUCAAUCCAAUCAGCUCCUCCCAAGGAGUGUGGUGGAUCUUCGUGCUUGGCCCUCCACUGGUCGCACAGAACAAGAUCCUAUGGUUCGACAAUCUGGACUUUACGGCAGUUUGGAUGUCUCUUUUGCAACUUGUCAGGGCGCUCAUCCAGCCUAAUACUGAAUGCCAUAUUUGUUGUUUUCUACUGGAGUCACUUUUAAGCGUAUAGUAAAUAAAUAGAGCGAGUCACAUCAGUGGCCAGUAUCUCCAGCUCCUCGCUGGCGAAAUUGGUUUGUGUCUUUUUUCCAUCUAUUCUAUGGUGGUUCUAGACUACUAGUCAUACUGAUAACCUUAAAUAGCCCAGUAUUCCAUUCCAUCUAGUUGAAACAAUUGUUUACAAGUCGGGUGAUAGCCCUUCAUUUACCAUGAUGAUAACCCCACUGAAAUGGGCAAGCUGCAGCUGUUAAUUUAAUUUUACUUGUGCAAUGUAAUCCCUGAAAUUGAGUCAAGCUGCCCAACCACCUGCACAAGUAAGAAAUUGCCUAUAUUAGGCUUUGUGCACCCAUAGUUUCAAAUAUGCAAAUUAAAAUAGCUUACGGUCAAGCACUAUCCAGGUUCUAAAUGUCAACUUAAAUUUUAUUCGAUUUGACAGCCAAAGAAAGAUAUUACAAUUUUAAUCUGGGAUAGCCUGCUUUAUGUUUCAAUAACAGAUUUGUAUUCUUAUUUCAUGGUGACAGUGUCCUGUAUGUUAACUUUGACUUUCAAAAUAAAAGUAGUGAGGUUCUUGA